Messenger RNA from Malassezia pachydermatis, 1032 nucleotides. Its product is annotated as cytoplasmic protein. The coding region runs from base 1 to 1032 and encodes 343 amino acids. Gene Ontology annotation, cellular component: cytosol. Gene Ontology annotation, biological process: cytoplasmic translation. The record is from RefSeq and is a predicted model, not a curated record. NCBI's taxonomy places the organism in Eukaryota, Fungi, Basidiomycota, Malasseziomycetes, Malasseziales, Malasseziaceae. The transcript has a single exon. Gene Ontology annotation, molecular function: metal ion binding; mRNA binding.
AUGCCGCCGAAGAAGAAGGGCGGUGGUGGGGGCGGUGGAGCCCCCAAGGUAACGAUCGACAAGACGUUCGGUAUGAAGAAUAAGAAGGGUGCGAAGGCGCAGCAGCAAAUUCGUAUUAUCCAGCAGCAGCAACAGCAGGCAGGCAAGACCCGGGAGGCGCUUGCGAAGGAGAAGCGACGUGAAGAGGAGAAGCGUGCGAAGGCGGAAGCGGAGAAGCGCCUCAAGAUGGAAGGGCCGACGAUUGUGCAGCCCCAUGUGCCGUUUGGUGUGGAUCCCAAGAGUCUGACAUGCAAUUUCUGGAAGGCUGGACGUUGUGAUAAGGGCUCCAAGUGCAAGUUUGCGCACUCGAACGACGCCCAACGCAAGGCGCAGAAGAAGGACCUGUACACGGACACGCGUGAUCAGAAGGACAAUGGGGAGGACGAUAAGAAGAACGAUACUAUGGACAAGUGGGAUCAGGAGCGUCUGAACAAGGUCAUUAAUAUGAAGCACGGCAACCCGCGCACGACGACCGACAAGGUGUGCAAGUACUUCUUGCAGGCGGUGGAAGAUGGCAAGUACGGCUGGUUCUGGGAAUGUCCGAAUGGUGGUGAAAAGUGCAUGUACCGUCAUGCGCUGCCGCCCGGCUUUAUUCUCAAGUCCGAGCGCAAAGAGAUGGAGGCGCUUGAAAAGGCGAAUGAAAUCUCGCUGGAAGAGUUCCUCGAGAGUGCGCGGCACAAACUGGGUGCGAACCUCACGCCUGUCACCGCUGAAUCGUUCGCCAAGUGGAAGAAGGAGCGUAUGGACAAGAAGGCUGCUGAAGAGGAAGCGCUACGACUGAAGAAGGCGACGCAGGCGCAUGCGAAUAAGAUGGCCGGCCUGAGUGGUCGUGAGAUGUUUGCGCUCAACCCCGACAUGUUCGUGGAUGACGAUGACGACGAUGACGAUGGCGCGGUGGAUAUGGCGACGUACAUGCCCAGCGGAUGGGAGCAAGGUCGUCAGGACGAGGGCGAAGAGGCUCCGACCUCGGCGAUGGCGAACCUGAGCGUGUAA